AUUAUCGUUCUAGGUACCUGGGAAUAACGAGACCUCUUACGUAUCCUGUAAGGCAGAAUGGGAAGUGUAUGGCCAAAAUGAUCCUGUGUGUAUGGCUCUUAUCUGCCUCCAUCACUAUACCCCCGCUCUUUGGUUGGGCCCAAAAUGUAAAUGAUGAAAAGGUUUGUUUGAUCAGUCAAGACUUUGGCUAUACCAUUUACUCCACAGCAGUUGCAUUUUAUAUUCCAAUGUCAGUGAUGCUUUUCAUGUACUAUCAGAUUUACAAAGCUGCUAAGAGGAGUGCUGCUAAACACAAGGUUGCUGGUUUUCCCCGUCUGGAAGAAACAGAAGGGAUUUCGAUGAAUGGAGUUGGAAAACUGCACAAGGAAUCUGAAGAAUGUACUAAUUUUUCACGACUCCUAAAGCACGACAAGAAAAACAUUUCCAUCUUUAAAAGAGAACAGAAAGCUGCCACUACGCUUGGGAUUAUUGUUGGGGCUUUCACUGUCUGCUGGCUGCCCUUCUUCCUCCUCUCUACUGCCAGACCCUUCAUCUGUGGUACAGUGUGCAGCUGUAUCCCACUGUGGGUUGAGAGAACAUUUCUGUGGUUGGGUUAUGCGAACUCUCUCAUUAACCCUUUUAUAUAUGCCUUCUUCAAUCGGGACCUGAGGACAACUUACCGCAACCUACUGCAAUGCAGAUAUAGGAAUAUUAACCGGAAACUAUCAGCUGCAGGGAUGCAUGAGGCUCUGAAGCUUGCAGAAAAGCCAGAAUUUGUUCUGUAAGGUCACUCAUUCUUUACUAUGAUUAAUUUAUUGUUUUAUCACAUUAGCUUUUUCCCUGCAGAUCUGAAACGAGAGUUAUGGGAAGAAACACUGUUUACUGACUGAACACAGUCAUCAAGAAACUGGAAGGUAGCAAGGUUAAUUCCUGUACAGCCCAC
Molecule: messenger RNA, 922 nt
Organism: Antrostomus carolinensis (chuck-will's-widow)
Lineage: Eukaryota; Metazoa; Chordata; Aves; Caprimulgiformes; Caprimulgidae
Product: 5-hydroxytryptamine receptor 7
Exons: 1
Coding region: 69-764 (231 amino acids)
Biological process (GO): smooth muscle contraction; adenylate cyclase-activating adrenergic receptor signaling pathway; positive regulation of MAPK cascade
Cellular component (GO): plasma membrane
Molecular function (GO): G protein-coupled serotonin receptor activity
Source: RefSeq, a predicted model, not a curated record